GUGCUGGAACUGCUCUUCCUCCAGUGCUUCUCCCGUUACUUCCACAAUAAUGAAUUUCCCCUCCCAUAACUGGCAGUGCUCAACUCCGAUCUGCCUGACAGGAGCAUCAGGGACAGUGCUGCCUGAGAAGGGAUGCUGUGAAGACACAGUCUUGACUACAGCUUUAUGGGAUCCAUAUAGAGGAGACAGCCCAAUUGGAGAUCCAUAGGCUCUGUAUCCUGCCAUCCAUUUGGCUCAUAGGUGAAUCACGGAUGGGAGAUAUGAAGACACCAGACAGAUGUGUCACAGAUAUGAGCUACAUAUGAUCCAGUGAGACAGAACACAGGACAAGGUACAGGACCAUGCUUAGGAUCUACUGAGUGAUUUCACUGGCAGGUGAUGCCAUGGCAGUAAAUCAAACUCAGAGAUCUCUGGUCAUAUCAGACAAUAAUGCAUCAGCCACAGGCAAUGCAGAUCCGUGGACAGAGCCCACGUUCACUUUGGCUGCUAAAGUUCGAGUGGGAGUCACUUGUUGCUUCUUCUUGAUAGCAUCUUGCAGCAAUGUGGCUGUUCUCUGCAGCAUCAGCGGGAAGCGAUGCAAAUCCCACCUACGUGUUCUCAUUCUCAGUCUUUCUGUGGCUGACUUGCUGGUUACCUUUUUGGUGAUGCCUUUGGAUGCUUUGUGGAACGUGAUGGUACAAUGGUAUGCAGGGGAGCUCUCCUGUAAGGUCCUCAACUUUGGAAAGCUGUUUGCUAUGUAUUCAGCUGCUUUAGUUCUGGUAGUGAUCAGCCUUGAUCGACACUGGGCUAUCCUCUACCCUCUCAGCUUUACUAGUGCUGGACAACGCAACCGUAUCAUGCUAUGGACUGCUUGGAUCACUAGCCUUCUGCUGGCAUCACCUCAGCUAUUUCUCUUUCGAUUACGUACUGCUCCUGGAGUCAACUUCACACAGUGUGCCACCCAUGGGAGUUUCACCCAGCACUGGCAGGAGACAGCUUACAACAUGUUCACCUUCUGCACCCUGUUUGUCACCCCACUAGUGGUCAUGAUUGUGUGUUACACCCGAAUCCUUUGGGAAAUCGGCAAGCAGAUGAAACACAAGAAUGAGCUUGCAAGAAGUAAAAAUGAUCUCAUUUCAAAGGCAAGACUAAAAACCCUAAAGAUGACCCUAGUUAUUGUGGCAUCCUUUAUGGUCUGCUGGACCCCCUAUUACCUACUCGGGCUAUGGUACUGGUUCCAGCCUGAGAUGAUCAACCAAACUCCUGAGUACCUUAACCACAGUCUUUUCCUCUUUGGUCUGCUGCACACCUGCACCGAUCCCCUUGUCUAUGGACUUUACACUCCCUCAUUCAAAGAGGACCUGCGAUCAUGGAUCAGAAGAGUGAGCACUCUACUGUCUAGAAAAGAAAAAAACAGUAAGCAGCUAGCUGGCUCAGAGCUGAAUAUCAAAGAUCUUACCUCAAUGGAAGGUCCAACAUCUACUGCUGUCACCAUGCAAUCAGUCUUCUGAAAGGCAAGGCAUUGGAUUUUAAUUCAUUUUGAUCUACAUAUCGACCUAGCAUGCCCAUAUAUAUACUUUUUCUAAAGAACAUUAGUAUAAGAGAAAAUAACAGUGCUUCUGAUCUAUUGAACCGAUUUACAUCCUUGUUAGUAGUAAGCUAUAUACUGACUUUAUCAGUGGCUGCUGGAAGGUGUAGUUCAACAGCUGUAGGCCCCAGGUCACACAUCUCUGAAUUAUGUACAGAAAACAUCUAACUGCUGCUACAUUUUUGUACUUUUUGCGUCAGUUUCAUUCUUUGUGGGUGUACCAGGGACCUGAGUACAUUCCCUCCCUAUUUUUAAACAGGCCCAAUUCAUAGGGGACACAUUCGGCCUUCCCAAUGCCAUGUUUGACAUAAUAAAAAUGUUCUAUCUUA
Messenger RNA from Xenopus laevis (African clawed frog), 1896 nucleotides. RefSeq names its product gonadotropin releasing hormone receptor type I (gene gnrhr1-A). The record is from RefSeq and is a predicted model, not a curated record. The transcript has 5 exons. The coding region runs from base 384 to 1490 and encodes 368 amino acids. NCBI's taxonomy places the organism in Eukaryota, Metazoa, Chordata, Amphibia, Anura, Pipidae.